This is a messenger RNA of Micropterus dolomieu (smallmouth bass), 1969 nucleotides long. RefSeq names its product aurora kinase A (gene aurka). Gene Ontology annotation, cellular component: spindle pole centrosome; spindle midzone; chromosome passenger complex. NCBI's taxonomy places the organism in Eukaryota, Metazoa, Chordata, Actinopteri, Centrarchiformes, Centrarchidae. Gene Ontology annotation, biological process: regulation of cytokinesis; protein phosphorylation; mitotic spindle organization. Gene Ontology annotation, molecular function: ATP binding; protein kinase activity. The record is from RefSeq and is a predicted model, not a curated record. The transcript is spliced from 9 exons. The coding region runs from base 326 to 1603 and encodes 425 amino acids.
GAAAUCAAACAACCUGUGUUCAGGGGAAGGGUUAACCAGACACAUUUGAGGUUGUAUUCGUACGACUUGCUUCGAUCCUUAUUUACAUUUCGAUAACGUCUAACCGGCUUUUAAAAGGAGUUGUAACGUUACUGUUACAGCAGGAAUCCGGCCGUAACGUUAAAGAGUAUAUUUAUGUACGUUAGCUAGCUCUCGUUAGCUGGCCGACGUAGCAUUAGCUGCUAGCGAGCUUGGGUAACGUUAACGUUACCUAUCUGAGAGCUUGAAUUCUGGAUAAGCUGUCGGUCAGUGGUUGCUCUCGGUCUGUGCAAUAACAUAUUCAGAUAUGGACUCUGCUGCCAGGCUCAAGCUGACAAAGGACAUGAAACUUCAAAGGCCUGAAGUGAAGUCAAAUGGUGACGGGCCGAAGCGGAUUCCUGUGUCACAACAGUCACAGACAUCUGUAGUUACACCAACUCCGCAUCAGCGUGUCCUGGGUGUGUCAAAUGGACCUCAGCGCAUUCAGCGGCCUGUGAGCCAUCAGAAACCAGUAUCUCAUGUUUCUGUUGCUGUGAAGUCCACACGCCUCGUGGACCAGAAUGUGAACCCUGCUACUCAGAAAGGAAAUCCUGCACCUCAGCCCAAACAUGGUUCCCAACAAAACCAGCCAAAGACAUAUGUGCCCAAGGUGAACCCGGAGCCGGCCAACCCACCGUCAGAACCUGCAAAGCUGGAGAAGCCACAGAACAAACCUGCCAAGAAUGAUUCCGCAAACUCCACUGCAUCAAACAAGCGAUGGAGCCUGGAAAAUUUUGACAUUGGCCGCCCGUUAGGAAAGGGUAAAUUUGGCAAUGUCUACCUGGCGAGAGAGCGACAAAGUAAGUUCAUCUUGGCCCUGAAGGUCCUAUUCAAGAAGCAGCUGGAGAAGGCCGGUGUGGAGCACCAGCUGAGGAGAGAAGUGGAGAUCCAGUCUCACCUCAGGCACCCCAAUAUCCUGCGCCUCUACGGGUACUUCCAUGACUCGUCUCGUGUGUAUCUCAUCCUUGAGUUUGCACCUCGGGGUGAACUGUACAGUGAGCUGCAGCGCUGUGGAAGUUUUCCUGAGGACAGAAGUGCCACAUACAUCAUGGAGCUGGCAGAUGCCCUCAAUUAUUGUCACUCCAAGAAGGUGAUCCACAGGGACAUCAAACCAGAGAACCUGUUACUGGGCGCCAACGGGGAGCUGAAGAUCGCAGAUUUUGGCUGGUCUGUUCACACACCCUCCUCCAGGAGAUCCACACUAUGUGGAACGCUGGACUACUUGCCUCCAGAGAUGAUUGAGGGGAAAACUCAUGAUGAAAAGGUGGACCUGUGGAGUCUGGGUGUCCUUUGCUACGAAUUUCUGGUUGGAAAGCCCCCCUUUGAAACGAAAAGUCACGAGGAGACAUACCGCAAGAUAUCAAGGGUGGAGUAUACUUACCCUGCACAGGCCAAUAUCAGUGCUGGAGCCAAAGACUUGGUUGCCUGCCUGCUGAAGCAUAACCCCAUGCACAGACUACCCAUUCAGGGAGUCCUGUCUCAUCCUUGGGUGGUUGAGUCUUCCAGCAAGAAGCCCACAACUCUGAACAACGUACCCAACCAAUGAGCCUUUUGUUCCCCCUCCACCCAUCAUCCAAGGGCUGUAUGUGUGGAGCAGUGCAGAACACCGGCUGUACAUAGGUGUGAAACAUUAACACCAGUGUUCAGCUGUUUAUCAGAAUCUUCUUGCACUGCUACAUUGACUACAAAACCACCUCAUGUGGAUGGUUUGUUUGUUUUUUUUGUUUGUUUUUUUUUGUCUGCAGGCAUCUUGAACCACUUUCUUUUAUUCUUUCGAGUUUCCUUGUCUUACCAGUUGCAUUCUAUUUCCUGUAAAUAUUUCACUGUUGUGUAAUUAUGACAAUUUUAUUGUGCUUUUCUAAACUUCCAUUACUUGAAAUAAUAAAUGAUCCUUCAUGGAGUAUAUUACUUA